AUGUACAUAUACAUAUAUAUACAUAUACUGAUAUACAUAUUCAUAUCUCACACACACAUACACACAUAUAUAUACUUGAUAUUGCACAGUGAAUGAGGAAGUUGUUCUAGAAAAUGGGUUCUCUGUCCUUUCACGUUUUCUCUAUAUAAGGAUCUGAUUUUUCAAUUUUUGUGCUUACUGGAUAUAAACUUGAUCAGCUUUGGCUAUUGAGAUUAUAUAUAUAUAUUUUUCCAUAUUUAGGGUUUUUUUUUGGGGUUAAUUUAAUUAAAUUGGGAGUUGGGGGGAGAUGGGGGGAUGUGUGUCGAGGCCGGAGAGCUGCGUCGGCGGUAGAUUUGGAGGUGGGAAGAAGAAGAGUAGGAGGAGAAAGAAAGGUGCCGUGAAGAAACGGGCCUCUUCGCAUUUAUCUGAUCGGUCGUCUGAUAGAGUUGACAAGGGUUUUCCGCAGGGUCGAUCCCACAACAACCCGACUUUACAUGGAAGUGUUGAAGAAGCAUGGUAUGAUUCUGCAACCAUAUUUGAAUGUGACUGCAGUGAUGAAGAGUUUCAGAGUGUUACUGAUGAUGUUCACUCUAUCAAUGGCUCUGAAGCUGAAAAUGCACAUAGGCCUGGGAAUUCAUCUACUAGCCAUUCUGCUCGUAGCUCUGUUAGUGGCAAUACUAAAUCUUUCAGCCAUCAGCAUAGUUCAAUGCAUUCAAAAGAUGCUGAUGGAUCACAGUGUGAGAUAAAGCCGAAUGAAAUCUCUUCUUGCACAACUGAAAGUUGUAGCCGAGGUAAUGGCUUGUUGGAUGACUGUGGAAUCCUUCCACAUAACUGUCUACCCUGUCUUGCUUCUGCUGUUGCUCCUAUUGAGAAGAGAAGAUCUGUUGACUCCAGUCCUCCAAGUGCAAGGAAGAAAGCUGCAUUGAAACUGUCCUUCAAAUGGAAAGAGGGACAUCCUCCUUCCACACUACUUUCAUCCAAGUCACUUCUGCGUAGACCAAUAGCUGGUUCCCAAGUUCCAUUUUGUCCCUUGGAGAAGAAAAUGCCAGACAGUUGGUCUCAUAUUGAAGCAGGGACUUUUAGAGUUCGAGGAGAGAACUACUUUCGGGAUAAAAAGAAGGAUUUUGCUCCAAACUGUGCAGCAUAUUACCCUUUUGGUGUUGAUGUAUUUCUAUCUCAAAGAAAAAUAGAUCACAUUGCCAGGCUUGUGGAACUUCCUAUUACUGAAUCUUCAGGGAGGCUUCCGCACAUACUUGUUGUGAAUUGUCAGGUACCGUUAUAUCCAGCCUCAAUUUUCCAGAGUGAAACAGAUGGGGAAGGAAUAAGUUUUGUUUUUUACUUCAAACUUUCAGAAAGUUAUACAAAAGAGCUUCCAUCUCAUUUUCAGGAGAGUAUAAGAAAGCUAAUUGAUGAUGAAGUGGAAAAAGUGAAGGGUUUUCCUGUAGACAGUAUUGUACCAUUUAGGGAACGGUUGAAGAUUUUAGGUCGGGUAGCAAAUGUCGAUGAUCUGCCAUUAAGUGCAGCAGAGAGGAAGCUUAUGCACGCAUACAAUGAAAAGCCUGUUCUUUCACGUCCUCAACAUGAGUUUUAUACGGGAGAAAAUUAUCUUGAGAUUGAUUUAGAUAUGCACAGAUUCAGUUACAUCUCCCGGAAGGGUUUCGAAGCAUUUUUUGAUAGAUUAAAGCACUUCACCUUAGAUUUUGGCCUCACAAUUCAGGGUAACAAAUCUGAAGAAAUGCCAGAGCAGAUCUUGUGUUGUUUACGUUUAAAUGAAAUUGAUUAUGCUAAUUAUCAGCAACUGGGAUUGAAUCAAGAUCCCCUUGAGUAGGUGCACAAAAUUGUGUAGACUCCCGAAAUAAUUGCAAUAAAAGAAAUUCUUUAUUUGUUUUUUUUGCCUUUCA
Molecule: messenger RNA, 1880 nt
Organism: Ipomoea triloba (trilobed morning glory)
Lineage: Eukaryota; Viridiplantae; Streptophyta; Magnoliopsida; Solanales; Convolvulaceae
Exons: 9
Coding region: 287-1807 (506 amino acids)
Source: RefSeq, a predicted model, not a curated record